UAAACCUAAUCGCGGGAUUUGGAGAACAUCCGUCGGCGGGAAAGAGAGCUAGACGGAGUCGAGAAGGACGACGCCACCGCCAUCGACCGGAAUCCAUCUUUUGGAUUUCCUAUCUCCUAUUUCUCCAGAAAACCCAGGGCAAGCGGAGAGGAUGAUAAAAGAUAAGAGAGGGAUAUUGCUUAAUGUGGGUUGGUUUGCGCUGGGCUACUCAUCCGUCAGUACGUGGGUGGUUGAGCAUGUCUAUAAGGAUCUUCUUCUUGAACGUUAUUUGUUCCAUACUGAGUUGAAAUCGAAAAUUAGCUCACUGAAUGGCAGACUCUCUAGACUUGAAGCUGACCUUCAAGACAGCCCCAAACAGCCUCAGGGUGGUGUCAGGGAGACAUUUAGGAGGUGAAGGACUGAUCUAUUCGGGGAAAUGAGUUCUAUAUGAUGAUGUGAAUUGGCCGGGUCGAAUAUAUUUAUCUAGACUAAGACCGAGUUUAUGCUGAUGAGCUAUGUAUAUAUACCAGACCUUCAUCCAAACCGAAAAAACGAGGUCUGAAGGCGGGGUUUACAUUCAUACAUUGAGCUUUAACUUGCCCUUAAAAGAUAUUAACAAUUGAAAUGAGGAAUGCUAGGGGUACACCAU
This is a messenger RNA of Cuscuta campestris, 628 nucleotides long. The record is from the annotation of a GenBank genome assembly. NCBI's taxonomy places the organism in Eukaryota, Viridiplantae, Streptophyta, Magnoliopsida, Solanales, Convolvulaceae.